AUUCCCGCAGCCUCCACCCUAGGCAUGGCGCUGAUUGACCUCCCGGAACUCACUCUGCUGCUGCUGCAGCUGCUGCUGCUGCCGCCGACACUACUGGCACGGCUCUCGGCCGGGGACUGCCCGUGCUCCGAGACCGCUCUCUGCCGACCGAUCCGCCAUCGCCCCGACUUCGAGGUCUUUGUAUUUGAUGUUGGACAGAAAACCUGGAAAUCUUAUGACUGGUCACAGAUUACAACUGUGGCCGCUUUUGGAAACUAUGACCCAGACCUUAUGUGCUAUGCCCACUCCAAAGGAGCCAGAGUAGUGCUAAAAGGUGAUGUAUCCCUCAAGGAUAUCAUUGAUCCUACCUUCAGAGCAUCAUGGAUAACUCAGAAAGUUGCUUUAGCCAAAACACAAUAUAUGGACGGAAUUAAUAUAGACAUAGAACAAGAAGUUGAUUGCUCAUCACCCGAAUAUGAAGCAUUGACAGCUUUAGUCAAAGAAACCACAGAGUGUUUCCAUCGUGAGAUUGCGGGGUCACAGGUAACCUUUGAUGUAGCUUGGUCACCAAAGCGCAUAGACAAAAGGUGCUAUAAUUACAGUGGGAUUGCAGACGCCUGUGACUUUCUUUUUGUGAUGUCUUAUGAUGAGCAAAGUCAGAUCUGGUCAGAAUGCAUUGCAGCUGCCAAUGCUCCCUACAAUCAAACAUUAACUGGAUACAUUGACUACAUCAAUAUGGGCAUUAGCCCUAAGAAACUCAUAAUGGGUGUUCCCUGGUACGGCUAUGAUUACAUUUGCCUAAAUCUUUCAAAGGAUGAUCUUUGCACCAUUGCGAAGGUCCCUUUCAGGGGGGCUCCUUGUAGUGAUGCUGCAGGACAUCAAGUUCCCUACAAGGAGAUCAUGAAGCAAGUAAACAGUUCUGUCUCUGGGAGCCAGUGGGAUGAAGAUCAGCAGGCUCCUUAUUAUAACUACAAGGACCCUGCUGGCCGUUUUCAUCAAGUGUGGUAUGAUAACCCCCAGAGCAUCUCCCUAAAGGCAGCGUAUGUCAAGAACUAUGGCUUGCGGGGCAUUGGCAUGUGGAAUGCCGACUGUCUGGACUACUCAGAUGAUGCUCUAGCCAGAGAACAAACCAAAGAAAUGUGGGGAGCCUUGAAGCAAGGCCGGGAUGCAGAUGAGCAUUUCCUGUCAGACUAUUAGACUUGUAGGACUGACCUGUAUAAGUAGGUCUACCUUCUUGAAGAGAUAAAAAUGUAUAUAUUUUUGUCAUGUUACCAUAACUUACUUAUUGGUAUACUCAAUUUCACAGGUAAGAAGUAAAAUUUUCAUUUGUACUUGAAAAAUACAUACAUAUCUUAGAUAUCCAGGAAUAUAAAAGCAAAAAACAAGUGAAUUUGCUCUAUUAAAAUAUUCCUCCGCAUUUCAGUAUUAUAAUUAGAAAAGUUGUUUUCAAAAUUUCAUGCUGAAUUUUCCCUGCUGUUAUUGAAAUAUACUAUUAAAAUCAAUACAGAUUUUAAAAAUAUGUGUAACUAGUAGACAAGAGAAGAUAAUGGGGAAGGGAAUGCAUGUGACCACAGUAUGUUACACACAUAUAUAGAACAUUAUAAUAAACCCCAUUGUUUUUAUAAUUAAUAUAUGCUAAUAAAAGACCAACAAGAACUAUAUGUAA
This is a messenger RNA of Apodemus sylvaticus (European woodmouse), 1645 nucleotides long. RefSeq names its product chitobiase (gene Ctbs). The transcript is spliced from 7 exons. Gene Ontology annotation, cellular component: extracellular region. Gene Ontology annotation, biological process: chitin catabolic process; carbohydrate metabolic process. Bases 25 to 1176 code for a protein of 383 amino acids. NCBI's taxonomy places the organism in Eukaryota, Metazoa, Chordata, Mammalia, Rodentia, Muridae. The record is from RefSeq and is a predicted model, not a curated record. Gene Ontology annotation, molecular function: chitin binding; chitinase activity.